AUGGACGUCACCAGCGGCAUGCGGCCCAUCUUCGGAGGAUACCCGUUUCAAGGUCAGGGACGCAUGAAUCAACUGGGCGGCGUCUUCAUCAACGGCCGGCCGCUUCCGAAUCACAUCCGAUUGAAAAUCGUCGAGAUGGCAGCCGCCGGUGUCCGGCCUUGCGUUAUCUCGCGGCAGCUCCGCGUUUCUCACGGCUGCGUUUCGAAAAUCCUGAAUCGGUACCAGGAAACGGGAUCGAUCAGGCCGGGCGUGAUCGGUGGUAGCAAACCGAGGGUUGCCACCCCCGAGAUCGAAUCAAGGAUCGAGGAAAUGAAGAGGGAUAAUCCUGGAAUAUUCUCGUGGGAGAUCAGAGAAAAGCUGGUCAAGGAAGGCUUCAUGGAUCCUCCAAGCGUCAGUUCCAUCAGCAGGUUACUUCGCGGUGGCCGACCUGGUGACGAUGGGAAAAAGGACUACACCAUCGAUGGUAUAUUAGGCGGCAGCCGAUGCGGAGAGGAAUCUGACACGGAAAGCGAGCCGGGCAUUCCGUUGAAGCGAAAGCAGCGCAGAAGCAGGACGACGUUCACCGGGGAACAACUAGAACAAUUAGAGACCGCGUUCCAACGUGCUCAGUAUCCGGACGUCUACGCGAGGGAGGAACUCGCUCAAAGAACUGGCCUCACCGAGGCGAGAAUUCAAGUAUGGUUUAGCAAUCGCAGAGCGCGGUUGCGCAAACACACGGGUAGCAUAGCACACUCGGUAGCCAAUUUGCCGUUAACACCUUGCCAGUACGCUAGCCACGAGCUUGCACAAAUACCGCAGGUACCGCAAAUGCCACCCGGUAUAGCUCAGGUACCGUCCGCGUUGCACCACAGUCCGACUGCAUUACAACAGACCGGCAUUCACCAAGUACCUGGUACCACUGUCCAGAUGUCGAGUACGACGUCCUCCGUGGCCCAAGCGCCUUCCACGCUAAGCAGCGCCCUGCAAGGACACGCCGCUUCGAUCUCGGGACAUUUAAGCACUCUCCAGGGACACGCGAUGCAGCUUGGCCAGGUACCUGGCAUCCAACCUCCCGCGGCUCAUGCACCUGCCACCCUGCAUAAUCCUGGUAACGCCGACUGGUCCAGGGCGCAACUUAGCUGGGGACAGUUCAAUCACUUCCAAGGUGAAUACACGUCCAGUCAUUCGAGUCAUCAGCAUUCUUCGCACGCGAGUCAUGCUGGUGGUACGCCGUCGUCCUCCGGUACCGGGAAUUCUGCAUCGGCGGCGGAAUGGUACGACCAGGGGUACGAUUAUUCCCAACACGCUCAACUCAACUAUCAUCGAAGCGUGGGCGGCAUAUUUUAA
This is a messenger RNA of Ceratina calcarata, 1326 nucleotides long. Its product is annotated as protein gooseberry-neuro. Gene Ontology annotation, molecular function: DNA-binding transcription factor activity, RNA polymerase II-specific; RNA polymerase II cis-regulatory region sequence-specific DNA binding. The record is from RefSeq and is a predicted model, not a curated record. Lineage: Eukaryota; Metazoa; Arthropoda; Insecta; Hymenoptera; Apidae. The transcript is spliced from 6 exons. The coding region runs from base 1 to 1326 and encodes 441 amino acids. Gene Ontology annotation, biological process: regulation of transcription by RNA polymerase II; anatomical structure development.